ACAUACAUACAUACAUACAUACAUACAUACAUACAUACAUAUCGUCAUUGUAGUAUUAUAUUAACAUUUAAAAAGAGAUCAAAAAAAAAAUAAUGGACACAUUGUCUAUUCAGUCAUUUCCAACUCAUGUACUUUUUAAACAAUCUAUUGUCAUCAUACAUUAUAUAUCUAUGGUUAUUGCAUUUCUCGGCUGUCAUCCUUUAUUAUUAACACAACAACUACGAAGACAGAAGAUAUACAUUCAAAGUAUCUUUAUAUUAUUUGCUUUGAUCGGAUUUAUUUCUGGAUUUUUCAUUAUCACUUUGCGGCAACUACAAAAAGGCAUCUUUAUGAUUGUCUUUGUUUCAUUAUUCUUUCUUGUAUUCACUCAAAUACUAGUUUCAAUCUAUCGAUUUAAACGACGGAUAAUUUAUUUUAAAAAAAAUAUACCAAAAUGGGUUGAUUUAGCAUUGGCAUGGCUUAUUUUGUUGGCAGCCGUAAGUUAUCUAAGUUAUACUGCUCUUUUAUUUACAGAGAGUUGCCCGAGUGAUAGUCAUGACGACAGCAGCUAUCAUCCAGCCUCAUGUAUCAUGCCAGUUACUAUGGGAACAGGUUUCCUUGUCUAUGGAACCCUCAUCUUACUACAUCUGCUUUCUAUUAUCCAUAUACCGCGUCCUUCUACUCCAGAAUAUUAUGAAGGCAUCAUUAUCACCUUCUGGGGAUUUAUUAGUUUAUUUUUGGCUGAUACACCUAUUAUAGGAUCGGAAUGGCGGGCAAUCUUUAGGUCUAUUAUGAGAAAGAACAUAAUAAAUGCCUUUAUUAUAUGUUUAACAGGCAGAGCUAUUGUUAGAGGAUUAACUCAAACAGAUGAUCCUUACUGCAGAAGUACACACUAUGUUAGGUUAUUUAUUCAUUAUCGGAGCCAUAGCUCGCUUAUUCAAAUUAUAUUUCGUAAAUCACCAGCUGAUAAUUUACCCCAUCGAAUGUUUCAACCACAUACAGAUACAACUAAUUUAAUAGAUGAUGAUGACGAUGACAAUGAUAACACACUUUUAUCAACACCAAGUCAUUAUCAAAGAAAUGUAGACACAAGAUUAUUAGCAUCUCUUUUAUCGAUUUGUGGAGGAAUUUUAUUGAUGGGAUCCAAUGUGGGUUGGAUUCGUUAUAUGCGAUUUUAUAUUAAAGAUCCGUCAACUUAUGUCAAUUUGAUAUUAGCAGCUGCAUUUCUAUGGUCUACUUAUGUAUUCUUACUCUGUACAAUAUAUAAAAAGUUUAAAAGUAAGAAAUGCAAUUCAUCAUAUGAAUAUAUUGAGCUCAAUAAUAGUGAAGAGAGACAGCAGCACAGCAACAUCAACAACAACAACAAUGAUGUUGAAAGGAAAUCUUCUUCAGUAGACAGUAUACCAUCAUUAUCGUCUACUACUACUACUAAUAAUAAUCAUCAUCCAAUCACUUUAUCUCCCACAUUAUUACCAUCAUCAUCCAAUACCUUACCAUCUACAACAAAAACAAUCCGUCCAUCAGAAUAUCGUGCUAAACGACGUUCGCUUCUCUUAACCCAGAAUUCUACUGUGAAUCAUAAUAAUAAUAGUAAUAGUAAUAGUAGUAAUAUUAAUAAUAAAAGAGUGAGACGACUAUCGAAUAAUUAUGGAGUAGGAGUAUAUUGCCUGAUGAUUGUACGUUCAUGGAGGUCUUCUAUGACGACUACUACAGGAUCAUUCUCUGUAGGUUUUUAUUCAGAAGAAAACGAAGAAGAAGAAGAAGAAGGAAAGAAAUAUUUUUAUGUUAGUAGUAGUGGUUAUCUUCAGGAGAAGCAAAGAUGACCAAAAUAAACAAACCAAAAAAAAAAGGAUAAACACAUACACAACACAUACACAUAUAUAAAUAAAUAUGUAUAUACCAC
Messenger RNA from Cokeromyces recurvatus, 1882 nucleotides. RefSeq lists its product as uncharacterized. The record is from RefSeq and is a predicted model, not a curated record. The coding region runs from base 93 to 1802 and encodes 569 amino acids. The transcript has 9 exons. NCBI's taxonomy places the organism in Eukaryota, Fungi, Mucoromycota, Mucoromycetes, Mucorales, Mucoraceae.